ACGGACGAAUAGGCGCGGGCUCGAGGAGCGGCCGUUAACGGACGAAUAGAUCCAGAAGCUGUGCGACCGAGUGGCCUCCUCCACCUUGCUGGAUGACCGCAGGGAUGCCGUGCGCGCCCUCAAAUCCUUGUCCAAGAAAUACCGCCUGGAAGUGGGCAUACAGGCCAUGGAGCACCUUAUCCAUGUUCUCCAGACGGACCGUUCAGAUUCUGAAAUAAUUGGCUAUGCUUUGGACACUCUCUACAAUAUAAUAUCGAAUGACCUCGAAGAGGAGGAGCAAGAUGAUUCUGAAGAAGAAAAUGUGCCGAAGCAAGCUGACGACUUGGGAAGUCAGUUCACAGAGAUUUUCAUUAAACAGCAGGAAAAUGUCACGCUCUUGCUGACCCUCGUGGAGGAAUUUGAUUUCCACGUUCGCUGGCCUGGGGUGAAACUACUUACAUCUCUUUUAAAGCAGCAGGGACCUCAGGUGCAGCAGAUCAUUCUUGUCAGCCCUAUGGGUGUUUCAAGGCUCAUGGAUUUACUAGCAGACUCUAGGGAGGUUAUCCGGAAUGAUGGAGUCUUAUUGUUACAGCAACUGACUAAAAGUAAUGCAGCCAUUCAGAAGAUUGUGGCCUUUGAAAAUGCUUUUGAGAGACUCUUGGAUAUCAUUACAGAAGAAGGAAACAGUGAUGGAGGAAUUGUAGUGGAAGACUGUCUUCUCCUACUUCAAAAUUUAUUGAAGAAUAAUAAUUCCAAUCAGAAUUUUUUCAAGGAAGGCUCUUAUAUCCAGCGCAUGAAGCCUUGGUUUGAGGUUGGAGAUGACAACUGUGGUUGGUCUGCACAGAAAGUGACUAAUCUUCACCUAAUGCUGCAGCUCGUGCGGGUUCUCGUCUCUCCCACGAAUCCUCCCGGCGCCACGAGCAGCUGUCAGAAGGCCAUGUUCCACUGUGGCCUGUUACAGCAGCUCUGCACAAUCCUCAUGGCAACUGGGGUUCCAGCUGACAUCCUGACAGAAACCAUUAAUACAGUAUCAGAAGUCAUUCGAGGAUGCCAGAUAAAUCAGGACUACUUUGCCUCUGUAAAUGCACCUUCUAAUCCACCAAGACCUGCAAUUGUAGUUCUUCUGAUGUCCAUGGUAAAUGAAAGGCAGCCUUUUGUGCUGCGCUGUGCCGUUCUCUACUGUUUCCAGUGCUUUUUAUACAAAAACCAAAAAGGACAAGGAGAGAUAGUUUCUACGCUUCUGCCAUCCACUAUAGACGCUACAGGUAACUCGGUGUCGGCGGGUCAGCUGCUCUGCGGCGGCCUCUUCUCCACGGACUCGCUGUCCAACUGGUGCGCCGCCGUGGCGCUGGCRCACGCGCUGCAGGAGAACGCGCCCCUCAAGGAGCAGCUGCUGAGGGUGCAGCUGGCCACGAGCAUCGGCAACCCGCCCGUGUCCCUGCUGCAGCAGUGCACCAACAUCCUCUCGCAGGGGGAUAAGAUCGACAGACGGGGCAGCAAAGUACAAACAAGGGUUGGACUAUUGAUGUUGCUUUGUACCUGGCUGAGCAACUGCUCCAUUGCUGUCACACACUUCCUUCACAACCCAGCCAAUAUUCCUUUUCUCACAGGACAGAUAGCUGAAAACCUUGGAGAAGAGGAGCAACUGGUCCAAGGCCUGUGUGCACUUYUGCUGGGCAUUUCCAUCUACUACAAUGACAACUCCCUUGAAAAUUAUAGGAAAGAGAAGCUGAAGCAGCUAAUUGAGAAGCGGAUUGGCAGGGAAAACUUCAUAGAGAAGCUUGGCUUUAUUAGCAAACACGAACUCUAUUCCAGAGCUGCUCAGAAACCCCAGCCCAGCUUCUCCAGCCCAGACCACAUGAUGUUUGAUCAUGAAUUUACUAAGCUCGUAAAGGAAUUGGAAGGUGUCAUAAGUAAAGCUAUUUAUAAAUCCAGUGAAGAAGAUAAAAAGGAGGAGGAGGUUAAGAAGACAUUGGAACAGCAUGACAAUAUUGUGACUCACUAUAAAAAAGUCAUUAGAGAGCAGGACCAAGAACUUGAAGAAUUAAAACAACAAAUUAACACUUUAAAAUCUCAAAACGAACAGCUUCAAACUACAGUUACACAACAAGUAUCGCAGAUUCAACAGCAUAAGGACCAGUAUAACCUCCUUAAAGUACAGUUAGGAAAGGACAAUCAGCAUCAUAACUCUCAUGGUGAAACGUUUCAGAUGAAUGGCAUCCAGCUGGAAGAAGUAAGCAAACUGAAAGAGGAAUUGGAAGAAUGGAAGAAUAAGCAUGAACUCCUGCAAGGACAGCUGAGGGAGAAAGAGUCUGUGAUUGAGAAGUUGAAGUCUUCACAGUUGGAGAUGGGAACAACAGAACAGUCUUCACAGGCCGGCAAAUCUGGUGGUUCAGAACUCAACAAUGAACUACAAAAGGAAUUAGAAACUCUGAGGAGUCAGAUACAGCUGCAGUCUACAGAGAUCUCUAAGCUUCAGUCUGAGAAUCAGAAGCUUCAGCUACUGAAUGCAGCUGCAGAUCCUGUAUUGGGAGACUGUGGGGCCACAACAGCCAAGAACUCUGAAGUGGAAGGACGACUUUUGCAAGAAGUGAAAGAACUCAAGAAUGARGUCAAAGCUCUUUCUGAAGAAAAGGCAUCACUGAAACAGCACUUGGAUUCAUCUAACAGUACGGUUGCCAUUUUGCAAGAUCAGAAAAGCAAACUUCAGCAAGAAGUUGCAGAAUCAAARAAAGAACAGGAUGAUCUCCUAGUGCUUCUGGCUGACCAAGAUCAGAAACUAUCUGCACUGAAGAACAAAUUGAAGGAGCUUGGUGAACCGGUUGAAGAUGAGGAUGAUAUUGAAUCUGGAGAUCAGGCGGAUGAAGAUGAGGAUGGCGAAGAGGAGGAGCAAGACUAACGUGCUCUUGUGUGUUACCAUGAGAUGAAAACUAGUUUGCCUUGUGUUAUGGAACAAACUAAAACUACUCUGGGUAUACAAAGCAAAAUACCUGCUUCAAAAGCAGAGGGGAGAAUGGUAACUGGGACUAGUUAUAAGUUACUGAAGUGUUUGGAAACCCUUUGUACUAGGAAAAGCAAACAAAAAUCACUGUUUAAGUUCUACAUGAGCAUCCUAAAUUGUACUUGUUUCUAAGUUGCUUUAGACACGGUUUAAAGCAUGGGUAAGGCAAUSCUGCUGCCUCGGUUCGUUGUCCUUGACAGGGGUUGUGUGCGCGUUUGUCUAACGUUUUAACUUAGCCGAGCUCUUAACCUGAUUAAAUACACAAGUAUUUGGUUUAACAGCUGUCAGAUGGAAUCAUUGCCUCGGCCUCGAGCAGGGGCUGGUGGCUGCUGUGAAGGAGCAGGGCUGGCGUGGCCGCCACGUGUCCCCCUGGACCGGCACCGCACCGAGUGCCGUGACAGGGACACGGCCCCGUGGGCACCCGGGGCAGCUGCAGCCCCUGCUCGUACUGUAUAAGAGGCUGCACCGAAAUCUGCACCAGAGGGUAGCGGCCCUAACAAGGCUGUGUUGGGAGGGAAAAGGAAAAAGGACAAACAUAUUCAUUCUAAGGAUACAAUGCGCUAUCCAGUCGGCAUAAAAAAUAUAAUUCUGUUGACUACUUCAGUAAGGAGAUGAAAAUGGCUAUGAUUUAUAUAACUUAUUGGCUCUUGAUGAGUAAAUAAAAGAUGAAAUUUUAAGAGAAGACUCACUAUUGUAAAUGCAUCAGUUUUUUGGUACUAAAAACAGGUAUAUGUUCACUUAGUACUCAAUCAGUUAAAUCUCUGGUCUUGCUKUAGUAAAACAGUUUCUAAUACAUAUGUAAAAUGGCCUAAAAUCCCAUGUAUGGGGCAUGAUUAAAUAAAUUAGUUGGUGAUCUGGGCUCUUAAGCAAUGAACAAAUUUCCUUAGUUUACAACAGAGGYAGAGACACUUGAGUGACUGUACUUGGAUUGCCUGACAUGGCUUCCUUUAUAUGUUGAAGAAAGGGGRAAAAAAAAGACUGGAGUUGAAAGCUGCCUUGGAUUUGCUGCUUGCUCUGUGAUGUGAACCAUUUCUAAWAGAGUAGGCAGCUUGCAAAAACUGUUAAGAGGAAACCCAUUCCAUCAAUGAAAGCAAGUUAGUCUAGCAUGGAAUUAUAAGCCAAGUGUGUUUGCUAGGUCUGGCCCCACUCUCCUUUUUCCAUGACACACUGAAAAGGUUAGACUGCUCAGGGCAAAAUUACUAACCYUAGCUGGCCAGAACUUUGCAGGUGCUUGUCAUGGCCCAGCCUGCUCAGCCCUUGCCAUGGAAAGAGCACAUGUGGAUGAGCUGUGAACCAAGGCAGCCUGGAGAGGAGGAAGCUGCUGUAGCUGCUCCUCAAAUGGGCUGUUCCUCCUGCCAAUAGACCUCAGGUUUUAAGAUUUAUUAAACUCCUCAAAUUUCCCCCUGUCCUUUCUUCUGUUGAGGCUGGGACAUGCAGUUAAAGGAGGUGGUAAUCCCAUCUGGGCCUGAGCCUGUUCUUGUAGUUUGAGUCUCAUAAAUAGCACUGAUUAGAAUGGGAUUUUYAUU
Molecule: messenger RNA, 4506 nt
Organism: Nothoprocta perdicaria
Lineage: Eukaryota; Metazoa; Chordata; Aves; Tinamiformes; Tinamidae
Gene: USO1
Product: USO1 vesicle transport factor
Exons: 26
Coding region: 167-2878 (903 amino acids)
Biological process (GO): vesicle fusion with Golgi apparatus; intracellular protein transport; endoplasmic reticulum to Golgi vesicle-mediated transport
Cellular component (GO): Golgi membrane; cytoplasm; Golgi stack
Molecular function (GO): protein binding
Source: RefSeq, a predicted model, not a curated record